AUGCGCGGGCCCGGGCGCCCCCUCCUCCUGGGGUUGCUGCUGGUGCUGGGGACGGCGGGGCCCGGGGUCGCCGAGCCCCGGGAGGCGGCCGACGGACAGACCGUGCUGCGGCUCAUCGUGGAGAUCCUCCAGGAGCUCAAGAAGUACCACUCGGGCGAGUCCAAGAGGCUGCAACUCCCGGGCCCGCACGACUACGCUCUGGGCCGCAGGGAGGUCCCGGACUACCCGGUUUAUCCCGAGGAGCAGCGAGUGGAAAUUGUUCCUCGAGAUCUGAGGAUGAAGGACAAGUUCCUCAAACACCUUACAGGUCCUCUUUACUUCAGCCCAAAGUGCAGCAAACACUUUCACAGACUUUACCACAACACCAGAGACUGCACCAUCCCUGCAUACUAUAAAAGAUGUGCCCGGCUUCUUACGCGGCUGGCUGUCAGUCCAAUGUGCAUGGAGGGCUAAGCAGGGAGCAGAGCUGCGGAGGACCGAGAGCCCACGGACCAUGAGAAGUGCCUUGGAGACCAACAGGGAGCAGAACCUGCUGCCUUCACGAACAUGACCCCUGUGAACAAGAGAUUUAUUUUUGCAGACAGACUCUUCCAUAGUCCCUUUAACUUGAGUUUUAUAAGUUGUCGACACUGUUGGCAGAUGUGUACUCAGUAGAUCAGCGUCCCUGACGGUAACACCUGCCGUCCGUGCUGCUGGGGAGAAGCGAGGGCUCCGCAUCCAAUGCGUAGUGCCAUAUCCGACAGACAAAGCUAUUUCAUCCUCCUCAGUAGGUGAAAUCUCAAAGAGUAUUUCUUUAGAAACAUAAACAGAAUCUGAAACUAUAUUUUCAUACAGCAUUUGGUAUGAUUUAAUAUUUUUGUUACUUUUACAAUUAAAUUCCCAGAGUAUUAUUUGGAAUUGCAUGGAAAAACAAAAACAAAAACAAAACAACCCACAAAAAAAC
Molecule: messenger RNA, 943 nt
Organism: Neogale vison (American mink)
Lineage: Eukaryota; Metazoa; Chordata; Mammalia; Carnivora; Mustelidae
Gene: ALKAL2
Product: ALK and LTK ligand 2
Exons: 5
Coding region: 1-453 (150 amino acids)
Biological process (GO): positive regulation of ERK5 cascade; positive regulation of ERK1 and ERK2 cascade
Molecular function (GO): receptor signaling protein tyrosine kinase activator activity; receptor tyrosine kinase binding
Source: RefSeq, a predicted model, not a curated record